This is a messenger RNA of Ilyonectria robusta, 1166 nucleotides long. RefSeq names its product GPR1/FUN34/yaaH family-domain-containing protein. Gene Ontology annotation, cellular component: plasma membrane. The record is from RefSeq and is a predicted model, not a curated record. The coding region runs from base 69 to 884 and encodes 271 amino acids. NCBI's taxonomy places the organism in Eukaryota, Fungi, Ascomycota, Sordariomycetes, Hypocreales, Nectriaceae. Gene Ontology annotation, molecular function: acetate transmembrane transporter activity. The transcript has 2 exons.
GGGUUGUUGACAUUGUUUUCUCUUUUUGAUACCCUUACCUCCUCGUCUAAGCGAAUACCCACCACAAGAUGGCAUCCAACACUCCCUCCAAUGGCGCAAGCACACCGACUCAGUUCAACGAGAAGCAGGAUAUCGUUCACCCUUGUGCGCACUGCCAUCAUCAUAAUGAAGGCAGAACUCCUGUUCUCUCCAGACCCCACCAGUCCAUGGUGUCCCAGGUCUUGAACCCUCCGUACUACCGAAUUGCCAACCCAGGUCCAUUGGGUCUAAUCAGCUUUGCUUUGACCACAUUUGUCUUGGGCCUAUAUCAGUGCGGUGCUGGUCUUCCCGGAUCUAACCCCAUGGCUGGUGUUGGUCCCGACCAAGCCAUCUUUGGUCUGGCUGUUUUCUUUGGUGGCAUCGCUCAGUUCUUUGCCGGUCUCAUGGAGUUCCGUGUUGGCAAUACAUUCGGUACUACUGUCCAUUGCUCUUACGGCGCCUUUUGGCUCUCAUUCGCCAUGUUCUUCGUUCCAUCACUGGGUAUCAAGGACGCAUACAAGGGCGAUGAUCGCGCCUACAGUUUUGCCCUAGGCAUAUUCCUCAUCCUAUGGUGCUUUCUGACGCUCGUUUUCUUCAUCGCUGCGCUGAAGACAAACAUUGCCAUUCUUGUGGUCCUUGGCUUCCUUGUCCUGGCCUUCCUCUUCCUCAGUUUGGCCCAGUUCCUCUCAACAAGCCAUCCAACUGCCGCCAUUCGGAUCAACAAAGUCGGUGGCGCCUUUUCUGUUAUCUGUGCUUUUGCGGCUUUCUAUGCGGGUAGCGCUGGUAUUAUGACCGAGGAUACGACCUGGGUGAAGCUGCCUCUGGGAGAGAUUAAUGUUCGGUCGAUGAAGACCAAUAUGGCCUAGGGUAGGAGGUAGUUAAUUGUCGCCGUACAGUACCUGUCGACAUCCGCUUUCCAGCGGGUUAAUUGAUGAAAUAUGAGAUAAUGCGGUAAGACAUUUCAUUGUACAAAUUUAGCCAGGGCUGAAUUUGCAUUAUUUUAGUAACUCAGUAACUGGAGCUGAACGACUGCCGAAUCAAUGUGCUCUUUCGCGUCCCGUUCAAGGCAACGCGGAUGGAUGAAGAGGGGUACUCCGUGCGAGUGAUUGAGUGAUCGCGAAUAUUAGGAUCAAUACGUCAAAUGAGGC